This is a messenger RNA of Ctenocephalides felis (cat flea), 1916 nucleotides long. RefSeq names its product malate synthase-like. Gene Ontology annotation, cellular component: cytoplasm. The record is from RefSeq and is a predicted model, not a curated record. Gene Ontology annotation, molecular function: malate synthase activity. NCBI's taxonomy places the organism in Eukaryota, Metazoa, Arthropoda, Insecta, Siphonaptera, Pulicidae. Gene Ontology annotation, biological process: glyoxylate cycle.
GUAGGCACUACAUGGCGCUUGACCCGGGCGUCAAUACACGCCCGGGUCAUAAUGCUGCGUGGCCGAGAGAUGCCUAAGUAACCGGGAAAGUUUUAGUGAGUUAAUUUUUGUAUUUUUAUAAUUAGUUUAGUGAGUGAGUUAAUUAUUUCAUUUUUUUGUUCGAGUUCAGAGAAUAAUUGAAGAUCCGAGCCAACUUGUUACAAUGGUGCCAUUAUUGGACUCUAAGGUGCUCCACUUGAUGAUCAGGUCAGACGAUCGGGCAAUUUAUGAGAAAAUGAUCAAUAAAAAUGUUUUUAGACGUUUCUGGUGUCACACUAUAUCCUUGCCCAAGGGACUUAAGACGCCAAUAUGAUUGCAUUUUUACUAAAGAUGCCCUGCAAUUUCUGGCGGAUAUCAUUGCACAAUUCGAUCAUAGAAUUGAAGAGUUGUAUGCGAAGCGAUUGGAAAUGAGAUCAAAGAUUUCUCAAGGAUGGAUGCCCAAAUUUUAUACGAGUAAGGAACGUGAUGAUAAGAGUUGGCGAAUCGAUCCUUUACCUGAGAAACUUUGCAACAGAAAUGUAGAUUUGGGAGAUGUAUCUCCAUCCAACACAAUCCAUUUUGUGGAUUCCUUAAAUGCCAAGGUUCAAGGCGUACAGGUAGAUUUUGAUGAUGGGCAUUGCCCAACUUGGCGAAAUACUAUUCAGGGAAUUUAUAACGUGUAUAUGGCAGUAAAUGGAAAGUUACCAGGAGUACCUAUAGAUAUAGAAUCAUGUCCAAUUUUAAUGUUAAGACCACGUGCAUGGAAUAUGUAUGAACAUCAUUGCAUAAUAAAUGGCAAAAUUGUUCCUGGUUCCUUGUUUGACUUCUCUAUGCUGAUGUAUCAUUGUGGAAAAAGAUUAGCUAAGAAGCAAUGCGGUCCUUAUUUUUACUUAUCAAAAAUUGAAGGUCCUAACGAGACUUGUUUAUGGAACGACAUAUUUAUCUGGUCUCAGAAAAUGUUAGACAUCAAACAAGGAACUAUUAAAGCAUGUGUGCUUAUUGAAAAUAUAUGUGCAGUUUUUGCCAUGGAUGAAAUUUUGUAUUCACUCAAAGAACAUUCGUUGGGACUUAAUUGUGGUAUAUGGGACUACUCGGCUUCUAUAAUUUCUAAAUUUGGAUUCAAGAAGUCCUUUAUCAUACCUGAUAGGAAUAAAUAUGUUAAUAUGGACAAACCAUUUCUGGCAAACUAUAUGAAACUUGUGUUGAAAACUUGUCACCAGCGAGGAGCACCAGCUACUGCAGGAAUGGCUGCUCUCCUGGUUAAAAAUGAAAAAUCCAAAAUAUCUAAGGAAAUUGUAGAUAAAGUUCUACAGGCGAAAAGGAUAGAGAUCCAUCUAGGUUUUGAUGGUUUUCUAAUUUAUGAUCUAGAACUAGUGCCUUACAUGAAUGAGGUAGAUGAAUUCGAUAAAACAUUUUAAUUAUGUAUUCCAAACUAUAAUAAUCUAUUUUCAAACGAUCUUUUUCUGUUACCAAAGGGUGGUGUCACCUUUGAUGGUCUUAUUAAUAUAAAAGUAUCAUUACUAUUUAUUUAUCACUGGUUUGAAGGUAAGGGCCACUUUUCUAAUGGUGCUGUUGAAGAUUCAGCAACUGCUGAGAUUUGUCGAUCACAAAUUUGGCAAUGGAUUAGACAUUCGGUGGAGUUUGAUGGCGAAGAUGUUCCUCAACGUGAAGUUAAUUUCCAAAUCGUUGUAAAAUUACUUGAUAAAAUUACAAAUGAGUUCUGUAAAACUCUUUGUAAAAGUAACCAUGAUAUAAAACGCAUGACCGCUUCUAAAUUUCUUUUGCAUGAAAUUAUAUUAUUUCGCGAUUAUCCUGAAUUUAUAACGACUUUUUUGAAUGAUAAUCAUAAAUUUCGAGCAUUACAUAAUAAGUCUGAAGCUUUGUUCAGUAAAUUGUAA